Messenger RNA from Ylistrum balloti, 1053 nucleotides. RefSeq lists its product as uncharacterized. Gene Ontology annotation, biological process: DNA integration. Gene Ontology annotation, molecular function: nucleic acid binding. The record is from RefSeq and is a predicted model, not a curated record. Bases 1 to 1053 code for a protein of 350 amino acids. The transcript is spliced from 2 exons. Lineage: Eukaryota; Metazoa; Mollusca; Bivalvia; Pectinida; Pectinidae.
AUGGCUGAACCACUGAGCCGUCUCACAAAGAAAGGAGAACCAUUUAUCUGGGAGGAUUCCCAGGAAACAGCAUUUCGAGAGCUGAAAGGUCAUUUGGCAAAUACAGAAACUUUGGGUUAUUUUGAUAGAAAUACAAAAACAGUUCUGAUCACUGAUGCAAGUCCUGUGGGAUUAGGCGCUGUACUUGUACAAGAACAAAACGGAGAACGCCAUGUCAUAUGCUAUGUUAGUAAGAGUCUGACCACGACCGAACGUAAAUACUCACAGACAGAGCGAGAAGUUCUAGGGCAUGUAACACCCCGGGCAUUGACUACAAGGGAAAUUGAAGAGGCAUCAGCUGUAGACCUGGACCUCAUACAGUUAAGAAAAUGUAUUCGCAGUAAGCAGUGGCACAAGUUGGAAAACAAACAUUAUUUACCUCUCAGAGAUGAGCUGUGUAUUGUAGGACAGCUAGUUCUAAGGGGAACAAGAAUUCUCAUUCCCGAGACCUUACGUGGAAUGGUUAUUGGGGUAGCCCAUGAGGGACACCCAGGGAUUGUUUGUAUGAAACGCCGUCUACGGACUAAAGUAUGGUGGCCUGGAAUAGACAGAGACGCAGAACGAUUUUGUAAAACAUGUCAUGCAUGUCAGUUAGUAAGCCAACCUCAGGCACCAGAACCAACAAAACCAACUGAACUACCAACGGGUCCAUGGCAACAUGUUUCAGCCGAUCUCAUUUCUUUGCCAUCUGGUGACUAUCUUUUUGUAGUCGUGGAUUAUUUUAGUAGAUACUUUGAGGUCGACACAAUGCGGAGUACUACCACUGAGCGGAUCAUCAAAAGCUUGAGAAAAAUAUUUCUCACACACGGAUUACCGUUAAGUAUCACAACUGACAACGGUCCUCAGUUUAUUGCAGACUCAUUCGCUGAUUUCCUUGCUGAACAAGGAAUAGAACAUAGACGCGUGACCCCUCUUUGGCCUCAAGCCAAUGGGAAAGUGGAGAGGCAGAACAAGUCGCUCCUUAAACGUAUUAGAAUCGCUCAAACUGGAAGGUGGAAAUUGACAAUUAUUUAA